GAGAGAGAGAGAGAUAGAGCAAGAGAAGGAGUUGAAUUAGGAGCAGUCCCGAGCGAAAGUUUUUAACGUCUGGGUGAACUGAGUUCAUAUCACAAAGAAAUCACAUUUAACCGUAGGGUGCCACAACGAAAAGUGUUUGGAAACAAGAAUUGUAAACAUUGAAGAGGAGCAGCAACUGCGCCUGAAAUAAAUUUAAUUCGAUAGAUUCGCCGAUAGAUUCGAUAUAGCGAAAUUCACAGGGAUUUUUACUAGACGGGGUUGAGGCACAGCAAAAAAUACUUAUAUAUUUUUUGUGAUAAACGUUUUGAAGGUAUCCAAAAUUUGUACUUAAUUAUUCAUUUAUACUUAAACAAUUAUUUGGUUUGGUGUAUAAAUCUAAAGCCUGCUAAAGGAAAAAUAAGAAAAAAAAAGAAAUCUUAUAUUUAUAUAUAUUUUUACAAAACCAAUUUCUAAAAUUACGCUGAAUUUUUUUCUAUCUAAAUAAAAUCGCGUAACUUCCCAAAGUCAAAUCAAACAAGGAAAAACAAAACACACAAACACACACACACAUUUAUAUUUAGCCCAGACAAUUUUGAAACAAUUAACACAAAUACACAUAACACGUAAUAUUAACUUAGUUUGAAAAACAAGAAUUAGGAUCGAUUAACAUAUUGUAAUUCAACUGAUUUGUAAAGUUAUUAUAAGUUAAGCAACAAAAUGCGUCAAAAAGAUCUGCGCCCAGCACCAGCUCUUAUUGAGUAUAAGGGCAUGAAGUUCCUAAUCACCGAUCGACCAUCAGACAUAACAAUUAAUCACUAUAUAAUGGAGCUUAAAAAGAACCAUGUUAACACUGUGGUGCGGGUGUGCGAGCCCAGCUACAAUACGGACGAGCUGGAGGCCCAGGGUAUUACUGUUAAGGAUCUAGCCUUCGACGAUGGCACAUUUCCGCCCCAGCAAGUCGUCGACGAGUGGUUUGAGGUGUUGAAGGACAAUUUUAGAAAGUCCACAAGCGCCACACUAUCCUACUACAGACAUAAGCGUUUCUCGCUUAGACACAUACCAAAAACAGCUCCAAUGGCAGCUCGAGCCAGCCUCUCGGCAGCGGCGUCGGCGGCAACGGCAGCAGCAGCAGCAGCGACAGCAUCAAAUACUACAGCUUCUUCAGACACAGAUACAGAUACAAUGCCCCUGACAGCAAAUGAAACAGAUACAAGAUACAAUAAUACUGCAUUCGUUGAUAAUGAGACUUGUCGAUAUCAGCAGAACCCCGAGGCGUGCGUUGCCGUUCACUGCGUGGCUGGUUUGGGACGUGCCCCCGUUUUGGUUGCACUUGCACUCAUCGAAUUGGGCUUGAAAUAUGAAGCAGCUGUUGAAAUGAUUAGAGAUAAGCGACGCGGCGCUAUCAAUGCCAAGCAGCUCUCAUUUUUGGAGAAAUACAAGCCGAAGGCGCGUCUAAAGCACAAAAAUGGCCACAAAAAUUCAUGUUCUGUGCAAUAGAUUUCCAAAACCAUAUGUAUAUUCCCACCAGAUAAAAAGUGUUCAUUUUUUCAAAACAAAAAAAAGGAAAACAACAAAAACAAAA
This is a messenger RNA of Drosophila arizonae, 1561 nucleotides long. It is a transcript of the gene PRL-1, whose product is annotated as protein-tyrosine phosphatase 4A family member PRL-1. Gene Ontology annotation, biological process: protein dephosphorylation. NCBI's taxonomy places the organism in Eukaryota, Metazoa, Arthropoda, Insecta, Diptera, Drosophilidae. The record is from RefSeq and is a predicted model, not a curated record.